AAAAAUCUGGAAGGGGGAAAAAAUUGCGAUUGAAAACAACAACUUUCGUUCUCCUUUUUGCGUCUCUUUGUUUCGUAUUAUUCAAUCGUGCUGUUUCUGUUGCAAUUCCGUUUUUCCGAUUUCCCGACACUUUCUCCGCACCACCAUCAUUGCGUUGUUCAGUCGCGAGGCAGCAGUCGCCGUCGCCAUCGUCGUCUCGGUGCGAUGGAUGAAUCGCCUUCCGUCGAGUCGGUCCCCACUGGGGGCACUACCACCACAACUCCCAGCACCACCACCAUCCAGUCACUGCCGACCGAGGUGUUGACGGCCAUCUUUCACCACCUACGCGUGCCCGAUCUGGCCUCGGUGCGCCAAACCUGCCGACACUGGUACGAGAUAGUGAUUAGCAACCGUACGCUGAUGAGUCGGUUCGUGCUGUCCCUGCGCAACUUCCGGAUAGAGGACGGUUGCGAACAGUGCCGGGUGCUGGGCGGCACGCGCAGCACGUUCGAGAAAGUGUGCCUCAAGACGUGCACGGUCGCACCCGCCCCGGUGCUGUGGCGAACGAUCGGCAGCCAGCUGGCGGAACUGUCGCUCAGCGACUGCACAAUCAACGGCCAAACGCUGGUGGGCGUGCUGCGGUGCACGCGCGACAAUCUGCGCUCCCUGACGAUCAAAUCGAUCAAGCUUGACGACCACCUCAUCUACGACACACCGAUCGACUUCCGCCUGGAGCGGUUGCACACGCUCACGAUACGGUCCUCGUUCGUGUACGACGCGCUGUUCCACCUGUUCAAGCGCAUCUGCCCGAACCUGAAAGCGAUCAAGCUCACCUUUUCCUCGUACGAGCGGUGGGGCGAAGAGCUGAUCAGCUUCGUCGCGACGCUGCGGGCCACCCUGGAGGCGAUCACGCUCAGCUACACGAAGGCGACCGGCGUGAUACUGCAGCAGAUCGGGCGCAUCGAGCAGCUGCGGUUGCGCAAGGUGUCGCUGAAAUCGUGCUUCGCCAUCAAGGAGAACGACAUCCUGCUGCUCGCUCGGUUGCAGCCCACGAUCGUGCACCUCAACUUGGAAAACCUGUUCUCCGCGAGCGAACAGUUCCUGCAAGCCCUCAGUGCCUUUCUGCCGCAGAUGAAGCGCAUCAAGCUGCGGGUCGCCCGCAUCACCAAUCUGCACCGGUCGUUUCUGGCCAACAUGCCGCAGCUCAACUAUCUGAAGAUAACGGACGCGACGCAGCUGAAGGGCAAUCUCGACCUGAGCGCGUACGAAAACCCCGCCCUCGAGAAGCUGUUCGUGUCGGCGGCAAUGUUUUCGCGCAACACGCUGCCACGGUUUUUCGAGCGCUGCCCGAACAUCCGCAGCCUCACGCUGUACCAGUGCACGUACGAGAACAUACACGAUCUGCAGCUGGCGUUUUCGCACCUGAAGGGGCUGGAGUAUCUGAAUCUGCAGCGCACGAUCGAUAUUGGGGAUAGCUUCUUCAACCGGGACGUGUUCGACACGAUCGUGAUGCCGUUCGAGCGGAUACGGUUCUACCCGAUCGCGAACCUGCGCAAGCUGUGCUACCUUAACCUGAGCCACUGCCGGGAUCUGUCCGAUCAGGCGCUGAUGGCGCUGCAGUUCCCGCUGCUGAAGAAGAUCGAUCUGCGGGGGCUGCACGUGACGGAGGCGGGCAUUGCGUCGCUCGUGCGUGACUGUCCCCAUCUGGAGUACGUGCUGGUGGACGCGUGCAAGCGUAUCUGUGAUCAAGCCGUGCUGUACCUGUGCCGCGAUCUGCACAGCCUGCGGCUGCUCAAUCUCGAGAGCUGUAAAGCGAUCACCGACCAGUCGGUGGAACAUAUCGUGCGGCACUGCCGCAGCCUGGUGUGGCUGAACGCGCUCAACUGUCCGCAGCUGAGCGAGGAGGGCAAGGCACGGUUACGGACGGUGCGGACGAUACGGUCGCUGCAUGUGUGAGGGCAAGAGACGCAAGAGCCUUUUUUCGAGGGGGCGAGUGCAGGAACAAUAAUCAGCAAAACCGUUUGGAGCGAAAGUUUCCAAUUGGAUCGUUUUUCGAACAGGAAAAAACCACAACACCGCUAGUGAAGGUGUUUUUGUUUUUGCACAUUUUCUGAUUGGCGUGUAAAGUACGGAAGGCGUGAGAUUGAAAUACGAUUAACAUUAGCCGACUAGUUAAAUUUGACUUUUAUGACGCAUAUAUCGUGAAUAGUGCAGAUAGAGGAUUCUUUUUAAAAUAUUCUUAGAUGUGCUCUAGAGGGGGCCGUUUCGUUUCGUUUUACCCCAUUUACUGCGAAAAAAAAACGACAAGCAAUAAAGUAAACGUUGGUUUUCAACUUAUUUAUACAAAUUAAA
Messenger RNA from Anopheles coluzzii, 2331 nucleotides. Its product is annotated as F-box/LRR-repeat protein 2-like. Gene Ontology annotation, cellular component: SCF ubiquitin ligase complex. Gene Ontology annotation, biological process: SCF-dependent proteasomal ubiquitin-dependent protein catabolic process. Gene Ontology annotation, molecular function: protein binding. The record is from RefSeq and is a predicted model, not a curated record. Bases 205 to 1935 code for a protein of 576 amino acids. The transcript has 2 exons. NCBI's taxonomy places the organism in Eukaryota, Metazoa, Arthropoda, Insecta, Diptera, Culicidae.